AUGUGCCUGGUGGUGGUCUGCGACGAGCCGGAGCGCGUGGUGGCCACGUACCAGGCGCCCGGACGGUGCCCCUACUGCGGCGGCGGCGUGGUGGCGGCGGACGUGGAGAGCGCGCCGCGGCUCUGCUUCGUCCCGCUCUGCUUCCGCAUCCGACGCCGCUUCUACUGCUCCCUCUGCUCACGCCGCCUCGUCUCCGUCGCCUGA
Molecule: messenger RNA, 204 nt
Organism: Miscanthus lutarioriparius
Lineage: Eukaryota; Viridiplantae; Streptophyta; Magnoliopsida; Poales; Poaceae
Source: the annotation of a GenBank genome assembly